AUGUCGAAUGCCAAGGAGAGAGUCUUCCAUGCAGCGAACCUGGAUGCCGUCAAUGCUGCCCAUCCUCACAUGGACGAUCCACGGUUCCUGUCCUUGACCAACCAGUCCAACAAUUGCAUUCUGCGAUUCACGGUUUUCGCCCGUUGUGCUCGUGAGCUCGGGGAGGAGGACACAAGGUGCAAGUACCAGUACUACCGAGCUCAAUGCGCUUGCCCAGAGUCUCAGCUCGAGGAUUGGAUGGAGCACCGUGCGCGCGGGUCUUGCCACCUGGACGUCUUGCCAGAUCGCAGCACUGUGCACUGCAAGCAAUGA
This is a messenger RNA of Symbiodinium pilosum, 312 nucleotides long. NCBI's taxonomy places the organism in Eukaryota, Dinophyceae, Suessiales, Symbiodiniaceae. The record is from the annotation of a GenBank genome assembly.